AUGUCGACACCUGGACGUAAACGUGUUCAACCUAUUUUUAUCGAAGAUGAUGAUGAUGAUACUGACUGCAAUACCAAUGGAAUUUCUGUAUCUUCAUUAUCAUUUGAUAUUAAUCUACAAGAAAAGACUACACCUAUCCUAACAUCACUUUCGCCUGAACUGUGUUCAUCGCCAUCAUGCUUGCCAUCAAGAACCGACAUCCAACAGUCAAUUAAAAAGAAUCCAUAUGUUGCUUUAAAUUUUGACGAAUUGUCUCAUAUAAGAAAUGUUCAAACAAAUAGUGAAUUCGCAACAUUACUUUAUGAUUUUAAUCUAUAUACAACUGUUGUUAAUGGUUAUAUAUGUUUUUCAUGUCGAAAAGUCAAAUUUUCUCUAUUAAAUCCGGGAAUUUGUUGUACAAUAUGUUUGCAACGUAUUUGCUCAAAAUGUCAACGAAAAAUUAAUUCUCGUCAAGAUAAUGUUUGUUUUGUUUCAUUAAAUUUACUACGACGUUAUUCAACAGCAGUGUCGUCACCAUUUUCAAAUAAUAUAACUAUGGGAAAAAAUGAAAAGGCUGAUUCCGAAUCAUCAUCAUCUUCUACAUCGACGGCGAACAGAUUGAAAAACUUUAAUAAGAAAAAAUUUUCCAAUAGUAGUUUUGCAUGUUGUCUUGACUGUUUUAUAUUGUUUGAUCCAACAACAAUUGUAUAA
Messenger RNA from Rotaria socialis, 690 nucleotides. Lineage: Eukaryota; Metazoa; Rotifera; Eurotatoria; Philodinida; Philodinidae. The record is from the annotation of a GenBank genome assembly.